AUGAACAACGCUGGCACCUCCCCUGUGCGGCCCGGGAGCCAGCAGCCUUCCCGCAGCGGAGGGAAGAACGAUGGUGCGGGAGACCCUGGCCGCUGCUUAGAAACCAAAAGCAAGGAGGAGACGUCUCGGGAGAGAAAGCCCACUGCUGCAGACGGGGUCGGCUCAGGGCCGCGGGAGGCCCACGGCAGCGGCUCGCAGGGCGUCCUGACGCUGUUCUGGAAAGGCGAGGGGGGCCGGCGGCGGUGGGCCCCUCUUCGCUCACUCAGCUCCCCCUUCGGAGACGCCCCUCUUCCGACAAAGCACUGGUGCCCCCAGGAGGCAGGGAGCUUCAAGGCGGCCGCCAACGGCAGGAUCCUGAAGAAGCACUGCGAGUCGGAGCAGCGCUGCCUGGACCGGCUGAUGGCCGACGUGCUGAGGCCCUUCGUGCCUGCCUACCACGGGGACGUGGUGAAGGACGGGGAGCGCUACAACCAGAUGGACGACCUGCUGGCCGACUUCGACUCGCCUUGCUAUCCCCAGAAGGAAGACGGCUCUGUGAACAGGGACUUCAAGAAAACCAAAACGAGGGAACAGGUCACCGAGGCCUUCCGAGAGUUCACGAAAGACAAUCGGAACAUCCUGAUCGCCUACCGGGACCGGCUGAAGGACAUUCGCGCCACCCUAGAAAUUUCUCCCUUCUUCAAGUGUCACGAGGUCAUCGGCAGCUCACUCCUCUUCAUCCACGACAAGAGGGAGCAGGCCAAGGUGUGGAUGAUCGACUUUGGGAAGACCACGCCCCUGCCCCAGGGCCAGACCCUGCAGCACGACAUCCCCUGGCAGGAAGGCAACCGGGAGGACGGCUACCUGUCGGGCCUGAACAACCUCAUCGACAUCCUGACGGAGAUGUGCGCGGGCUCCCCGCCGGCCUGAGGCCCCGCCCACGCGAGGCCCCGCCCACGCGAGGCCCCGCCCACGCGAGGCUCCCUGCCUUCUCUUCCCUGCUCGCUCGUCAUCGCCUGCCCUUCUACCUGGCUCGUGCCCAGAACUUACCUGCCCAAACUGCACUACAAGACACUUUGCAGAGAGACACGAUUUCCAGCGACUUCCCGACUUCCGCCUCUCUUGGUCACUAGGGUCCUGCUAGAGGAGACCUGCUCAGGCUCUGCUCUGGGGUGGGGCGCGGGGCGGGGCGUGAGGGUCUGCAGAAGGUGCUCCCCUUGCCUCUGCCAGGUGGGCAGCCCCCCACUUGCAUACCUGGGCUCCUUCACCAAGUCCAGAGCCCCCAGCAGUCACAGGCAGGGCUUCAGGCCAGUGCCGGACCAGGCCAGGUCCGCUGGGCUUAGAUCUGGUGAAAGGUGCACGCCAGAGGGGAGGGGGAGACCCUGGCCACAGAGAGGGACCCCAACAGCUGAGCCCACGCCCUCUGGACCGGCUAUCCGUGGGGGCCGACUGCCCCCUGGUGGCCGGUGCCAUUAGCACCGCUGCCCAGCACAGCCGUUGCUGCCCCCAUCCUCCAAGCUGGAGGGGGGGCGGCAGGAGGGGUCGGCCAGAACCCAUGUGUCCGCAGGUACCAGGCUUGCUGGUAGCUGGGGCACAAAUCCACUGUGAACCGUACGUCUACCAUGAGUACCCUCUGCUUUGCAGCCCCAGGCCUCCCUCUGUAGGAUUGCCAAAGUCGGGGUCCCACCCACCUGGUAUCACAACUUGAGUUUUGGGCCAGACCCAGGAGCCAGGAGAGGUCUGGAGCCAAGCUGGCUGUGCUCUGGGAGGGGGGCAGUGGUUGCGUUCCUCCCCGGUGAUGAUCACCCUUCAUUAAGAGGGAGACUGUAAACCUGAACUUCCAGAGUGAGGAGGAGGAGAGCCCUCCCCCUCCCC
Molecule: messenger RNA, 1854 nt
Organism: Condylura cristata (star-nosed mole)
Lineage: Eukaryota; Metazoa; Chordata; Mammalia; Eulipotyphla; Talpidae
Product: inositol-trisphosphate 3-kinase B
Exons: 5
Coding region: 1-909 (302 amino acids)
Biological process (GO): inositol phosphate biosynthetic process
Cellular component (GO): cytoplasm; nucleus
Molecular function (GO): inositol tetrakisphosphate kinase activity; inositol-1,4,5-trisphosphate 3-kinase activity
Source: RefSeq, a predicted model, not a curated record